AUGGGAAAAGGGGACCAGGUCGCGCGCUCCGCCGAGAGGCGCGCGUUCGUCAGCAUCGAGGAGGCAUCCGACGCUCCCGAGGGCGCCGACGACAAGGGAUACGCGUGCAAAGCCUGCGGGGAGCUGCUCAUCAACUCUGGCCCUGCUGGUAGGAUCAGGUGUCGCCGCGAGCGCCGGGCGGAGAAUGUGUCGGAGAAGUCGUUCUCAACGACGAGUCAUUCGACCUUCGCGGAAUUGAGCCAUCAAGGACAGGGCUUGCGGCAGCGCCUGGGAGCGGCGCCCGAGUCCUCGGGCCUGUCGGGCUGGUGCGGCGCCAGCCUGCUGCUGUCGGCGUGCCGCCUGCAGCGGAGGCCGCCGCGCCACGGAGGUGCGGCGGCCCGGUGGGCCGCCGCCAGGGCGCCUAGGCGCAGCCCGCGCAGAGCCCCAGUGGCGCCUGUGGAGGUCCAGGACCCGCCCCAGCCGCCACCGGCGCUACCAGCCAGCGCGAAUGAGCUUAGGCCGCCCUCACCCUCUCCGCUGCCACCCCUGCCAGCGGCGAGGGCUGCGCCUUUGCCGAGUGCAAAGGCAGCGCCGCUGCCACCGCUGCCCGCUGCUAAUUCGGCGCCUGCGGCGAAAGCGGCGCCCCUGCCGAGUGCAAACGCAGAGCCGCCGCCGCUGCCGCCGCUGCCGGUGGCCAAGGCGGCGCCGCUGCCGACCGCGAAGGCGGCGCCUCUGCCGAGUGCGAAGGCAGCGCCCCUGCCGACAGCGAAGGCGGCGCCUCAGAGCCUCGGCGCACCCCCGCCGCCGCCGCUGCCGCCGCUGCCGGUGGCCAAGGCAGCGCCGCUGCCGACCGCGAAGGCGGCGCCUCUGCCGAGUGCGAAGGCGGCAGCGGCGCCGUUGCCGACCGCGAAGGCGGCGCCUCUGCCUAGUGCGAAGGCGUCGCCCCUGCCGACAGCGAAGGCGGCGCCUCAGAGCCUCGGCGCACCCACGCCGCCGCCGCUGCCGCCAGUCCCGGUGGCCAAGGCAGCGCCGUUGCCGACCGCGAAGGCGGCGCCCCUGCCGAGUGCGAAGGCGGCGCCCCUGCCGACAGCGAAGGCGGCGCCUCAGAGCCUCGGCGCACCCCCGCCGCCGCCGCUGCCGCCGCUGCCGGUAGCCAAGGCGGCGCCGCUGCCGACCGCGAAGGCGGCGCCUCUGCCUAGUGCGAAGGCAGCGCCCCUGCCGACAGCGAAGGCGGCGCCUCAGAGCCUCGGCGCACCCCCGCCGCCGCCGCUGCCGCCGCUGCCGGUGGCCAAGGCAGCGCCGCUGCCGACCGCGAAGGCGGCGCCUCUGCCGAGUGCGAAGGCAGCGCCCCUGCCGACAGCGAAGGCGGCGCCUCAGAGCCUCGGCGCACCCCCGUCGCCGCCGCUGCCGCCGCUGCCGGUGGCCAAGGCAGCGCCGCUGCCGACCGCGAAGGCGGCGCCUCUGCCGAGUGCGAAGGCGGCAGCGGCGCCGUUGCCGACCGCGAAGGCGGCGCCUCUGCCUAGUGCGAAGGCGGCGCCCCUGCCGACAGCGAAGGCGGCGCCUCAGAGCCUCGGCGCACCCCCGCCGCCGCCGCUGCCGCCAGUCCCGGUGGCCAAGGCAGCGCCGUUGCCGACCGCGAAGGCGGCGCCCCUGCCGAGUGCGAAGGCGGCGCCCCUUCCGACAGCGAAGGCGGCGCCUCAGAGCCUCGGCGCACCCCCGCCGCCGCCGCUGCCGCCGCUGCCCGUAGCCAAGGCGGCGCCGCUGCCGACCGCGAAGGCGGCGCCUCUGCCUAGUGCGAAGGCAGCGCCCCUGCCGACAGCGAAGGCGGCGCCUCAGAGCCUCGGCGCACCCCCGCCGCCGCCGCUGCCGCCGCUGCCGGUGGCCAAGGCGGCGCCGCUGCCGACCGCGAAGGCGGCGCCCCUGCCAUCAGCCAGCGACGCGCCAGCAGCUGUUGCCAAGUCGGCGUCCGAGGGCUUCGACCUGCCCCCGCUGCCGCCCCUGCCUCCGCUGCCCGACCAAGAGGUGGCAGCGGCACCAGCGGUGGCUCGGCCCUACGUCCCGAAGGCGGCAGCGGCCCGGCCAGCGCAGGCCACCGCCAGCGCGGCGCCCGUGGCAGCCGCGGCGGCGCCCCUGCCCUCGGCCAGGGCGGCACCGCUGCCGACCGCAGGGACGGCACCUCCGUCGCCUGCGGCGGGGGCGGCGCCUCCUGGCGCACCCCCACCGCCGCCGCUGCCGCCGCUCCCAGCGGCGAAGGCGGCGCCGUUGCCCUCGGCCAGCGACGCGCCGGGUGCCGUCGCUGCCGAAGCGGUGCCCAGGGCCCUCGACCUGCCCCCGCUGCCUCCGCUGCCGCCCCUGCCGCCGGCGAUGGCGGCGUUGGCCCGGCCUGCCGAGCUGGCGAGGGCGGCGCCGCAGGAUGCUGACGCUGAGCUGCAACCAGAACCAGACGUGCCUCUUCCCGAGUCUCCCAGGCCCGCCGAGCUGCUGGCCGCGGCCGUGGACGCCGCGCUGGCGGCCGGGGAGGCGGUGCUGGCGGGCGAGGGCGACUGCAGCGCCAGGCUGCAGGAGCACAUCGCCCGGGCAUUUCCCGACCACAUUUUCGAGGCCGGCGAUGCCCCGGGGGAACCGCGCUGGCGCUGGGUUCUCGAGGACGGCUCGCCCGCCGGACAGCCGGCGGAGGCGGUGUCGCUGGCGGCGUGCUGGGGCACCGAGGGCGACGCCCGGGCGCACGUGAGCGUCGUCUACGACCCCUCCCGCGACGAGCUCUUCUCCGCGCUCGAGGGCCGCGGCGCGGAGCUGAACGGGCGCGCCCUGGGCCUCGGCGGGGGUGCGGGCGCGCUGCGGGAGGCGCUGGUCGGCACCGAGCCGACGCAGGACCCGGCAUUGGCAGAGCGCUGUUUGCGCGCCCUCUGCAGCCUUGCGCCACCAGCUGUUCUUGGUGUGCGGAUGCUGGGCAGCCCAAGCUUGAGCUUGGCAUGGGUGGCCAGCGGCCGGCUGGGUGCCUUCUUCGGGCUGGGCGGCGCUGGCUGUGGCGCCGCGGGGGCGCUGCUCGUCAAGGAGGCCGGCGGCGUGGUGACCGACUGCCAGGGCGCGCGGCCGAGCCGGCGCAGCCUGCUGGAGGGCGGGCCGCUGUGCGCUGCGGGCGGCGCCCAGGCCCACGGCGAGCUCGUGGAGGUGCUGCGCAGCAACCUGUGAGCGCGACCCUUCCCCCCCUCCCCCCUCCACGCGGCGGCGGGCGAGCGGACCGGGAGAAGGAGGGGCGUCUCUCCUCCCUCCUCCUCCUCCUCCUCCCUCCUCCUCCUCCUACCUUUUCCU
Molecule: messenger RNA, 3291 nt
Organism: Prorocentrum cordatum
Lineage: Eukaryota; Dinophyceae; Prorocentrales; Prorocentraceae
Source: the annotation of a GenBank genome assembly